Messenger RNA from Pocillopora meandrina, 1149 nucleotides. Lineage: Eukaryota; Metazoa; Cnidaria; Anthozoa; Scleractinia; Pocilloporidae. The record is from the annotation of a GenBank genome assembly.
AUGGGCUAUCGAAAUAGUUCUUUGCCAAUUGUUGUAUGUAUUGAUAUGUGCAGCCAAAAGGGGCUUUGGGUGAAAGUUUGGAUAUCUAACAGCAAUCCAAAUCUUAUUGGACGCUUUUAUUUGGAGUUCUUGUUCAAGACGGGAAGAAUUGCUUCUAAAUUGAGGCUAGACAAAGGAACUGAAACCAGUGGGGUGGCGACCAUGCAGGCAUAUCUUCGGCAGCAACACAGUGUUAUGGAGGAUUUCCAUGAUGGACAUGGCCAUCGACUUCAAACCAGGUGAGAGUAGCACUUGUAUCAUGAAAUCAAAACUGACAUGAUAGUUUCAUCAUUUGUUUGGCCAAGUGUGUUAAUUUAUGCCUAGUUAAAAAUUUGAUCCUAAUUUGAGUGAUCUUUGUGGAGAAAAAUGGCUAAAAGGAAAAUUUUCGUACAUGUAUAGUUAGGAAUAAUUAUAAACAAUAGAAGUGUGUGAGAUUUUUGUACAUAAUUAAAUAUGCCCAAGUAUGGAAGUUUUACCAACCCAUAUAAUAAAAACCUUAUUGAAUGAUUUUUCCAUUUGAAUGGGGAUUUAUUUUAACUCAACAAUUGUAUUUUCCGUGUCUUUCAUACUCGGAAAAAAUGUUUUGACUUGUUAAAAAUCUACUAAACAGAAAAUUGUGCAAUAAGAUUUAAAAGUUUUCACGGGUCAUGCACUCAAAGUAGCGUUUUCUAAAAGUGUGUGUGCAAAGUACACUUGGAGCUCAGUGUUGGUGAGAUGGUUAGUAAAAAAAAAUCUAGAAUGAGAUGUGGAUGUUUUAAAAGAGUUCACCUGCAGUGCAAAAUGAUAGGUAUUUUAUUUUUAAUUAUGAUUGAAAUUAUAAUAAUGUGCAUGUGACAUAAUACUUUUUAAUAAAACCACAAACACAACUACCAUCAGCUCCAACCUUCAUAAUUGCAAUAACUGCAACUUCCUUCCGAAGCGAAAUAAUAAGCCAUACAUCAUUUGUUUGUUAUCACAAAUAUUAAAUGAAAAUUUUGUGUGCAACUGUCAAAUGGUUUAAAAAAAACUGUGAGGUGAUAAUACAGGUAAAUAAUGUUUUAUUGAUGUUAUAGAUUGUACGGUGGUGGAGAGAACUCUAUGAAAGGCUCCAAAAUAUUUUUAAACUCCCCU